UUUUUAUUUUUUUUUUUUAAUUUUGGUAGUAUUUUAUUAAGGCAGUGGAAAAGUUUUUAUACAUAUAGACACACGCAUAUACGCGCGGUUACGCACAGAGACGCACGCGCGCACACGCGUAUACACACACAAACACACACACACACACACACAAACACACACACACACACACACACACACUCACACACACACACAUAUACAGAUAUACAUACAUAUACACAAAGAAGUGGCAUUUUAUUAUUUUCUGUAAACGGUGAAACAUUCUACUGGUCAAUCGUGUUGGUAAAAAGGUAUAGAAAUACAUUUAGCUUCGUUCUGAUUUAUCACGUUUUAUUGUUUAUUUCUAAAUUUUCUGGAUUUUUAUGGAACUAAAUUAAGUAACACCAUUAACUCAAAGCCUGUUCUCUUGUCAGUCUCUUUAUAUUACAAUAAAAUAUUCCAAAAUAUUCACCCAAAAUCCGUAAAAUUCACCUUCAAAAUACAAACCGACACACCCGUUCCCCAAGAACAAACGGACAAACAAAUGAAACAGAUUCAUAAACACACAACGCAUAAAACUACAUUUCUCUCCCUAACAACAAUCCUCCUCCUCAAUUUUUCACAACAAGGGACUUCGCAACACCAAAACAGUGUCACAAUUCCUAUAUUAAGUAACUGCGUGAUCGAGGUCGCUCUUGCCAAGGACCUCUCCGAAGCAGGGAAGCUCUCGUGUUACUCUUCAGCAUGGAGGCGCCGCGAUGGAAGGACCAAGGCUACCUACCCAAGAGAUACGUUGUAGCCCUCAUGGCCUUCUUGGGUAUGGUGUUCAACUACAUGCUACGCGUCAACAUCAACCUCACCAUCGUCGCUAUGGUGAAGGCGGACAACUCGAGCAACAAGAGCGAGGCGGAGGAUGUCUGUGGGUUUGGCGGCGACGGCGACCAGGGGGAAUCCUUCGUUGGAGACUUCGAGUGGAACGAGUGGACACAGAGCCUGAUCACCGGAGCCUUCUUCUGGGGAUACAUAUGGACACAAAUUCCAGGAGGCAGACUGGCCGAGGUCUUUGGCGCCAGGCGGGUGUUCGGAGGCGCCCUCACCUGCGCCUCCAUCGUCUCCUUUUUCAUCCCCCUGGCGGCCAAGUCGGGAUCCGUGACCCUCAUCAUCGUCAGGGUCAUUCUGGGGUUGUCUGAGGGCGCCACCUUCCCCUCCACCCACGCCCUGCUGGCCACGUGGGCGCCGCCCCUCGAACGUUCCACGCUCUCGACCAUCAUCUACGCCGGCUCCCAAGCGGGAACUAUCAUUGCCUUCCCUCUGGCGGCGGCCAUCAUCGACUCCCUGGGUUGGGAAGCCGUAUUUUACAUCCAAGCCGGUUUGACAUUGGUUUGGUGUCUGGCUUGGUUCCUGGUGGUGUCCGAUAACCCGUCGACAGACAAGCGCAUCACGGAGGUCGAAAGGGAAUAUAUCUACGCUGCUCUUGGGGACAGCAAGGAGAGACAGGCUCCACCGGUACCAUGGAAAGAGGUCUUAACAUCCGUGCCUUUCUGGGCCAUUCUGAUAGCUGGCGUGGGGAACAACUGGGGUUUCUACACACUACUCACUGACCUGCCGCUCUACAUGAAGAAUAUGCUGCAACAGGACAUCAAAUCGAAUGCAGUGUUGUCCGGAAUGCCUUACCUGGGCAUGUGGAUCUUCAGUCUCAUCGUCAGCUGGGCGGGAGACAAGCUGCGCAGAGGGACCCUCUCUACUGUCUCAGUCAGGAAGAUUGCGAACACUAUCGCGCACGUGGGUCCUGCCCUGUGCCUGCUGAGCCUCGCCUUCGUGGAGUGCGACCGCGGCGCCACCAUCGCCAUCCUGUUCAGCGCCGUCACCCUCCAGGGCGGCAUCUACACGGGGUUCAUGGUCAACCACGUGGACAUCGCUCCUAACUUCGCCGGGACGCUCUUCGGAAUCACCAACGCCGCGGCCACCAUCCCCGGCUGGGUGGCGCCAAUGACGGUUGGGGCGCUCACCAACGGACAGCAAACGUUCGGGCAAUGGCGCAAAGUCUUCUACAUCUCCGCCGCUUGGUUCAUCGCCGACGCCUUAUUCUUCCUGCUUUUCGCCUCGGGAACGGAACAGAGAUGGAAUAAGGGCGAAGAAAAGAAAGAAGUCAUAGCGAUCGGAAAUAUCACCACAGUACAGUUCAACACGCCUCAAGUUGACUCUGCGUAUGAGGUCUAUGUCGUUGACCCCAACUUCAGAAAUUCUCACGUCAAUAUGGGUUUUAAGAGAGACUGAGACUUCGUGUAUUCGAGUAUCUUUAUUUAGCUGUAAUGUCAAGUUUAUGGAUGUGAGACACAAGGCAUUGCGUUUUGAGAAAUAUUGGUUUUAUUACACUCACUCACUCUCUCACUCUCUCUCUCUCUCCCUCUCUCCUCUCUCUCUUUAUAUAUAUAUAUAUAUAUAUAUAUAUAUAUAUAUACGAAAUUUCAAACUAUAGGUUCCCUGCUCAGGCAUCCUGCGUUGUCUGUUGCCUGCACUGUUUCCCUUACAAAAAAGUAUAUCUUUAUUGUAAAUUUC
Penaeus chinensis is the source of this 2538-nucleotide messenger RNA. Its product is annotated as putative inorganic phosphate cotransporter. The record is from RefSeq and is a predicted model, not a curated record. The coding region runs from base 724 to 2256 and encodes 510 amino acids. NCBI's taxonomy places the organism in Eukaryota, Metazoa, Arthropoda, Malacostraca, Decapoda, Penaeidae. Gene Ontology annotation, molecular function: transmembrane transporter activity. Gene Ontology annotation, biological process: monoatomic anion transport; transmembrane transport. The transcript is spliced from 10 exons.